Molecule: messenger RNA, 705 nt
Organism: Syzygium oleosum
Lineage: Eukaryota; Viridiplantae; Streptophyta; Magnoliopsida; Myrtales; Myrtaceae
Product: EG45-like domain containing protein
Exons: 2
Coding region: 32-502 (156 amino acids)
Source: RefSeq, a predicted model, not a curated record
UCUCAUUAACCACCCACAAAAAAAAAAAAAAAUGAGAAGGAAGACGUUAAAAAGGAUGUGCCAUCUGCAGCUGCUCAUCCUUCUCGCCUCCGUGGCCACGGCCACCGCCGCCGGCGCCGGCGUUCACGCCGGCACAGCGUCGUACUACGGCUCUCCGUAUCUACCGACGGUGUGCAACGGAGAUGAUCCAUCCCAGCUUCCUUCGAACGGCAUGUUCGCGGCGGCGGGCGACGAGCUAUGGGACAACGGCGCCGCCUGUGGUCGGGAAUAUACGGUGCGCUGCGUCAGCUUGUCGCGGUCUAUCCCUGGAAACUGCACGGACGAUGAUCCGAUCAGGGUCAAGAUCAUCGACUGGGCACGCUCGUCGAAAUCCGCAGCGGCGGCGUCGGCGUCCAAGCAGGCCGGCGAGGAGGGCGGCGCCGCAUUGGUCCUGUCCGAGAGAGCGUUUAAAUCGAUCGCUAAGCCGUUCGCGGAUUCGAUCGGUGUCGAAUAUCAAGCGUAAGGGAACAAUUCUUCCUCUUCUUUUUGAUCAGACGCCCUAUUCAAAUUGAAUUGCGCGAUGAUGUUGGGGGUGUGCGCGGCGGAGGUGAGGGGGAGGGGUUGAUGACGGUGGUGCUACGGUGGUUUUUGUUUUUUUUUUGGGGUCGCUUUCGCUUACAGUGGCGUUUGAGGGGGUUGGGUUUUUUCUGGUGUGGCUGCGGUGCA